AGCCUUACACCGCAUGGUAGGGAGUUCCAGGGCCCCCACCGCCCGCAGACCACCCGACGCUCAGACAAACAUGGUCUGUACCCCGGGAGAGAGGGUCAGAGCCACUCUGGAGGUUGGUCCGGGAGAUGAACUGGGAGCCCGUACUCCGGUAGGAAGAAGACAGGGACGGCCAGGCCGUACUGUCUCUUUAAGACAGUGUUCUUGCUGACACAGAAGGGCUCCUUGAGAAGGUGGUGAGACUAAGCAAGUCCCAGUUCCAAAGGGAGGAGAGCAUCACCCGGCUUCAGUGUCCACAGGGCACAGUCCUUCAUGCCUCUUGAUGCAGAGGCCUCCAUGGCUGUGAUAAGUCUGCUGUUCUUGGCAGUGAUGUAUGUUGUUCACCACCCCCUGAUGGUCAGUGACCGGAUGGACCUGGACACACUAGCCAGGAGUCGACAGCUGGAGAAGCGAAUGAGUGAGGAGAUGCGGCAGUUAGAGAUGGAGUUUGAAGAGAGAAAGCAAGCAGCUGAGCGAAAGCAGAAGGCAGAGAACUUUUGGAGAGGAGACACAUCCAGUGACCAGUUAGUGCUGGGGAAGAAAGACAUGGGAUGGCCAUUCCAGGCUGAAGGCCAGGAGGGGCCUCUGGGCUGGAUGUUUGGAAACCUGUGGAAUGCUGGCCUCUUUUGCCUUUUUCUCAUCUUUGAGCUCCUGCGACAGAACAUGCAGCAUGAGCCAGCCUUUGAUUCCAGCAGCGAUGAGGAAGAGGAGGAAGUCCGUAUUGUGCCUGUCACCUCUUACAACUGGCUCACUGACUUCCCCUCCCAGGAGGCCCUGGAAUCCUUUUACAAACACUAUGUCCAAAAUGCCAUCCGUGACCUACCUUGCACCUGUGAAUUCGUGGAGAGCUUUGUGGAUGAUCUCAUUGAAGCCUGUCGGGUGCUCAGUCGCCGGGAGGCUCACCCACAACUGGAGGACUGUUUGGGUAUUGGGGCUGCCUUUGAGAAGUGGGGAACCCUCAACAAAACCCAGAAAUUUGACAUCCUGGUGCCCAUUGUCCCCCCACAGGGCACGAUGUUUGUCUUGGAGAUGAAAGAUCCAGCCCUUGGUCGCCGCUGUGGCUGUGUGCGAGUGGAGUCUGAAUGCAUGUGCAAGCGUGAGAAGCUCCUGGGGGAUGUGCUAUGCCUGGUGCACCACCACAGGGACCAUUCGGUGGUCUUGGGCAAGUGUACCAGCUCCAUCAAGUCAGCCCUCUGCACAGGCAUCCACCUGGAUGUGGGCAAGACAAUGCAGUGGUUCCGGAAUAUGGUCAGCAAUGCCUGGGCUUUGGUGGCCCACAAAUAUGACUUCAAGCUCAGUCUCCCACCAUCUACCACCUCCUGUAAGCUCAGGCUGGAUUAUCGCUCAGGUCGCUUUCUGUUAAUUAGUUUGGUCCUUGGGGUGCAGCGGGAAGAUACCUUGGUCUACCUUGUGAGUCAAGCCCCUGAGCAGGAACAGCUCACCAGUGUGGACUGGCCUGAGUCCUUUGCAGCCUGUGAACACUUGUUCCUGAAGCUGGUGGGGCGUUUUGCUCCUGAGAACACCUGUCACCUCAAGUGCCUCCAGAUCAUUUCGAGUCUGCAGAACCACCAGAGCUUACCCCCUGGGGCAUCCCAUCCCAUCCUCACCUCCUACCACUUUAAAACAGCCCUCAUGCACCUGUUGCUACGUCUACCCCUAACAGACUGGCAGCACAACAUGCUCUCUCACCGGCUUCAGGACCUUCUCUGGUUCUUGGGCCGUGGCCUCCAACAAAGGUCCCUUAAUCACUUCCUCAUUGGUAACACCUUCCUGCCUCUGACCAUCCCAAUCCCUAAGACAUUUCGGAAUGCUGAACCUAUCAACCUCUUCCAACACCUUGUGCUAAACCCUGUGGCUCACUCACAGGCAGUAGAGGAGUUCCACAAUCUUCUGACCCAAGUGAAAACUCUGCCUUGUGCCCCACUGGCUGAGGCACCUUAAUAUUAAAAAAUGGGAGAAGGUAUUUCUGAUUAUUUAGCCU
This is a messenger RNA of Castor canadensis (American beaver), 2017 nucleotides long. RefSeq names its product ITPRIP like 1 (gene Itpripl1). Lineage: Eukaryota; Metazoa; Chordata; Mammalia; Rodentia; Castoridae. Gene Ontology annotation, cellular component: membrane. The record is from RefSeq and is a predicted model, not a curated record.